Molecule: messenger RNA, 468 nt
Organism: Paramecium sonneborni
Lineage: Eukaryota; Ciliophora; Oligohymenophorea; Peniculida; Parameciidae
Source: the annotation of a GenBank genome assembly
AAAUGUCUGAAAUUUAAUAACAAUAGCCCCAUAGUUCUAAAUUAGAUUAAGAAGCUGCCACUAAUGCUAAAAAUCAUUUGCUACUAGUUAAUGUAAAUAAUUUUAUUAAUAAAAAGAAUGUUACAGAGUUAUCUAAUGAAUUGUUAUAAAGUUACAAGCAUGAGAUUGAUCAAUUAAAAUAGGAGUUACAUCUGAUGAAAUAAAGAAUAACAAAUAACAAUGAAGAAAUUAAGAAUACUACUUAACCAACUCUUGAUGCAAUGCUUAGGGAUUUGAGAUAAGUAAUUGAUCUAUUAAACUAGGCAAUUAAUACAUAAAAAGAUGAGAAUUCUAAAUUGUAAAGUUAAAUCACAGAAAUAAAAAAAGAAAAAAGUCAAAUCUAAUAAUUGAUUAUAGCAGCUACAUAAAAAGUAGCAGAACUUGAGCAUUAAGUAGGAAAUUAUACAGCUGCUUGAUUUUUAUAAUUAC